Chaetomium strumarium is the source of this 613-nucleotide messenger RNA. RefSeq lists its product as uncharacterized. NCBI's taxonomy places the organism in Eukaryota, Fungi, Ascomycota, Sordariomycetes, Sordariales, Chaetomiaceae. The record is from RefSeq and is a predicted model, not a curated record. The coding region runs from base 186 to 506 and encodes 106 amino acids. The transcript has 2 exons.
GGAAGGAACCAACGGAUGCCUAAAUAAAGGAAAGACACGAGCCUCAUGCGAGGUCGAUUGAGGUGACUGCCUGCAAGACACUGAUCAGGUUCCUCUUGACCUUAACACUCAAUGGAAAUGACAAUCAACAAACUCAACUCAAUCCCACUCCGUCUGUUUUCUCCCGUUCGUCAUCAUACUAUAUAAUGGAUUCAUCUACUGCAACCUCACCGUAUCCUCCGCCUGGCCAAGUCACUGCUGCAGCCCGGGCAGUUGCUUUGAGCCUUGGAGAAGAACUGCACUACGCCAUUGUGGGAGGCGCUGCUUGCUUGAUGCUCGGAUCGGCACGCUUGACUGCCGACGUCGACUUCGUCGUCCCCAAGGGGAGAACAAAAAACGCGCGGCGACUGCUGAGAAAUCAGCCAGAUCGAUUCACUGUCGAGAGUAGGGCGAACCACACGUACUACCGUACUCAGAGUCAGAGACAUACAAGCCAUAGUCUGGGGGACGAGUGCCUAAGGAGGUAGUUACAUGUGGCGUACAGUGCGAGACCCGUGUCAUGCCGCUUUGUCUCCCUUGCAUCCUGUCCCCGAAGUCCGCCACACGUGAAGUGGCUCUUUGUCGCGACUCACAG